GCCAUACCUACAGUAUCCGAAGUAUCUGAAGAACGAGGCGAAAAAACACUUCUUACGUCGCAGGAGCAAAUCGUGCAAUUCUUAAACGAAGUGUACUCUCCUAAUGAUCCCCAAAAUGACCUGGCCUUCGAGCUAAAGAACGUCUCGAUCAAGGAUGUCUUCCGGUUGGUGACAUUAUAUUCCGAUUGCUUGGAUGACAAGAGUUUGAUUUCAUUUGGUAUGUGGUGCAAGAAGAGAGGCAUUCAUUUAAUGAAAGCUCCUGUAAACAGAAAACGAAAACUCGACGACGAUCAGGGCAAGCAUCGAUAUCGGGAAGUUUUUACACUGAAGGACGAAUACCUUGAUAAUGUUAUAGAUACAAUUGCAAGAUAUGGCCCACGGUAUCGAAAACAAAUAGAUCAUCUAAAAAAGGAAGGACACGCUAUUGCUGGUUGCAUCAUAAGGUCUCCCGGUGAUGAAAAUGAAGAAAAAAGAAUUGAACUUGUAAACAAGAUGGCGAUAUUGUGGUAAUUCAACACCUUAAAGAUUUAAAUUAGUUUAGAAUAUCGAUGAUCCGAUAAUGGAAUUUCUUUUUAUAGGAUUUGUUCCUUUUUCUCUUUAACUAAGUG
Messenger RNA from Halteromyces radiatus, 608 nucleotides. RefSeq lists its product as uncharacterized. The coding region runs from base 220 to 510 and encodes 96 amino acids. NCBI's taxonomy places the organism in Eukaryota, Fungi, Mucoromycota, Mucoromycetes, Mucorales, Cunninghamellaceae. The transcript has 3 exons. The record is from RefSeq and is a predicted model, not a curated record.